Messenger RNA from Molossus molossus (Pallas's mastiff bat), 2744 nucleotides. It is a transcript of the gene ZNF212, whose product is annotated as zinc finger protein 212. The transcript has 5 exons. The record is from RefSeq and is a predicted model, not a curated record. Lineage: Eukaryota; Metazoa; Chordata; Mammalia; Chiroptera; Molossidae. Gene Ontology annotation, biological process: regulation of DNA-templated transcription. The coding region runs from base 39 to 1511 and encodes 490 amino acids.
AGCAGGCGCGGCCGCGCUGUGGACGGGCGACGGCAGCCAUGGCGGAAUCGGCGUCGGCUCGGCACAGGAGGAAGCGCCGCUGCACCCCUUUGACUUCUUCCUCGCCGCCCCCGCAAGAGACAGAGACCGAAGAGCUGUCCCUCCAGACCGUGAUGGCCGCGCUGCAGGCCGUGGAGAAGAAGAUGGAGGCCCAGGCCGCCCAGCUGCAGAGCCUGGAGAGACGCAUGGAGACGGCCGAGAAGAAGCUGGCCGACUUCGAGAAGACGGCCGUGGAGUUCGGGAACCAGCUGGAGGGCAAGUGGGCCGUGCUGGGCACCCUGCUGCAGGAGUACGGGCUGCUGCAGAGGCGGCUGGAGAACAUGGAGAACCUGCUGAGGAACAGGAACUUCUGGGUCCUGCGGCUGCCCCCGGGCAGCACGGGGGAGGCUCCCAAGGUGUCCCGGUCGCUCGAGAACGACGGAGUCUGUUUCUCGGAGCAGGAGUGGGAGAAUCUGGAGGACUGGCAGAAGGAGCUGUACAGAAACGUGAUGAUGAGCAACUAUGAGACACUGGUCUCGCUGAAGGUCCUUGGCCAGCCAGAAGGAGAAGCAGAGCUGGGUACAGAGAUGCUGGGUGACUUGGAGGAGGAAGGCCUUGGUGGUGUCCACCCAGCAGAAGGGGUCAUGAUCAAGCAGGAGAUAGAGUACCCACAGGAGCGCUCCGAGGAUCUUCCCGGAGAGCUCUCGGCCAGUGCGGAGGAGCAGGCUUUCCUGGGCCCCGAGCAGACGGAGCUCUGGGACGGCCAGGGCGGGGCUGUCCUCCUGGAAUCAGAUCCCGGGGACGCACAUCUAGAGGAGCCCAUUGAGGGCAGCAGAGACCUUGGCAGUGACAGAAGCCUGGGCUGCCCCCCGAAGCAGAAAUCUAAUCGGCCGGUGCCACUGGGUCCGGAAUGUGGGCAGGGCCUGAAGCUGAACAGGGCUGCUUUCGGCCCCUACGAUUGUCCCGAGUGCGAGCUCAGCUUCCGCUGUGAGCAGCAGCUGGCCACCUACCUGCGGACCCACUCGUGGGAGACUCCCACCGUCUCAGAGCCGGAGGAGAGCCUGAGGCCCCGGCCACUGCUGAAGCCCCCGUCCAAGAAGGGGAAGCAGCACCAGUGUGACGUGUGCAUGCGGAGCUUCAGCAGCAAGGCGAACCUGGUGAACCACCAGCGCUGCCACCUGCAGGAGGGGCCCAGCGGCGGCCAGCGUGUCCAGGAGAGGUUCUCGCCCAACAGCCUGGUUGCCCUGCCGGGCCACAUCCCCUGGAGGAAAAGCCGGAGUUCCCUCAUCUGUGGCUACUGUGGCAAGAGCUUCAGCCACCCGUCAGACCUGGUGCGGCACCAGCGCAUCCACACGGGCGAGCGGCCCUACACCUGCCCCGAGUGCGAGCGGAGCUUCGUCCAGAAGCAGCACCUCCUGCAGCACCAGAAGAUCCACCAGCGGGAGCGCGGCGCGCGGGCCCUGGAGCCAGGAAGGCCCAACGGCCUGCUUUAAGGGUGCCAACCCCUCGCCUGUCCGGGGGGGCCGAGGGGACUGGCAUUGGUCCCCCGAAGGGACACUGUGCAGAGUCAGGGACUGACUUUCCUGAGGGGCAUCGCUUUGAUUUGCCUGACCUUGGCCAAGCAGCAGUCCAAGCCCAAGUCCUCAGAACUGUGCGGAGGAGGGCGGGGCCAGGCCUGUCCCUGCUGUCUACCCUGCUGCUGAGUGUGCCGUGUCUCCGGCACCGCCAAGUCUCGGGUGUUCCCGUCCACGCUGAUACUCGUGCACUGGGGCAGGUUUGAGGGUCUGUCCCAGGUUUCAGGUCUUCCCACGGGGUGGGGUCUGGCCAAAGGAGAGAGCAGGUGUGUAGAAGAGCUCUGGGAAGCAUAGCCCUCGAUUCCUUCUCUUUUAUAGGCUCCUUGUUAAUAACAGGUAGAAGAAAUAAUUUAAAUGAACUGCUCACCCUGCUCUGAAGAACCUUUUUGGAAUUAGAUUUUAGUUGAUAUUAAGAAAAUACAGCCCGACACUUGUUUUUUUAAUUUUCAGAGUUGUAGAAGUUGUUCCUAACAUGGGGACUGGGCUUGCCAUCUGGGAGGGAAUCAUUUCUGGGGCUCUUGGCCCAGCCACACUUAGUUAGGCCAGCAAUCAGGGUACAUAGCACGGGCUCCCUAUUGGAGGAGGCUUAGCACUCUCGGAUGGGGCUCGCCGAACCAUAAGGACCAAGAGGGAGGGAGCAGUAGGGUGGGCCCCACAGCCCCCGCUGAGAAUGAGUCGGACAAGGAGCCGAGAGUACGGAGCGGCUUCCUCCCAGGAGCUUGGAGCUCGGGUUUCUCACCACGGUCCUCUUCCUCCUCCGUCUGCGUCCUUGCUGGGUUCUGCAGCCUCACAGGGUAGACGACUCCUUUGUUACUUAAGGUUGUUCAGCUUGUAUCAGCUUGUAUUUGAGUUUGUUCCUGUUAGACCAGUUGUUCUUUGAGGUUGUUGAGAUGACACACUUUCCCAAUUAGUUCUGGGAUUGACUGUUCCAGAGACGAUGGAGAAAAAGCACUCGGGUGCUUGUCUCCCAGGAGUGUCGGAUGCCUGCGCGCUGUGUUUGGAAGGGGGCUCCCGGGUCCUGUGUGAGUGUACCCUUUGAUGACUUGGCAGUUGCUUAGAAUAAAAGUUGCUACUGGCGAAAAAAAAUGCUCGUCGGAUGUUUUUCUCCAGUUGCCAAGAAGACCCUUCCGGGAGCAAGGUGGAGGAGGCCUG